Molecule: messenger RNA, 7212 nt
Organism: Schistosoma margrebowiei
Lineage: Eukaryota; Metazoa; Platyhelminthes; Trematoda; Strigeidida; Schistosomatidae
Source: the annotation of a GenBank genome assembly
AUGGUUGAUCAUAGAGGUCAUGAAAUGCAUAAAUCAAAUCAGAGUAACAUUAAUACAAGUGUUACAAGUCAAGUGAAUGAUAUAUCAGUUUCAAAUACAAUCAGUAUAGGUAACAAUAAUAUAUCAACUGAUAGGUUUCGGGAUGAUAAUCUUGAAGAGGAUGAAACAGAUGAAGCAAAGGAAAUAACCAAAGUGAAAAAUGUGAAUAAUAAAGAAAAUCAAAUUGCUCAUAAUGAUAAUAAUCAAACAACUGAUAUAAUAAAGAUAAAAAGUAAUCUUUCAAAUUAUACAAAUCAAAAUGAUCAUAUUAAAUCUCAUAAUUAUGAUGAUUUUGAUUUAAAUAGUGGAAUAAUCUAUCAAAAAUUAGAUUCUUUUAAAAAAUCAUACACUCAUACAAUCACAACAACAACUACUAACAUUACUACUAAUACUAUAACUACUGUAACCACUACUAAUUCAACUAUACCAUUAACUGUUAAAUUAAAUAUUCAUAAAGAGAAUGAAAAUAAUUUAGAAAUAUCUAAAGAUGAAACAAUGCGUAAUUUAGCUAGACGUACAUUAGCCAUUGGUAUACCUGGAUUACAUCCAUCUAAUCAUAAAACAUUAUUUAUAUUCUCUGAAGAGAAUGCAAUUAGAAAAUAUUCAAAAAUUAUCAUUGAAUGGGGGCCAUUCGAGUAUAUGGUUCUAUCAACUAUUUUAGCCAAUUGUAUAGUUCUAGCUAUGGAAAUGCAUUUACCAUCUAAUGAUAAAACAGCCUUGUCAGAAAAACUGGAGCAAACUGAAACAUAUUUUUUAAUUAUUUUCUGUGUGGAAGCUUUAUUAAAAAUUGUUGCAUUGGGUUUUGCAUUUCAUCGUAAGGCUUAUUUAAGAAAUGUAUGGAAUAUAAUGGAUUUUAUUGUGGUAGUUACAGGUCUUUUAGCUUACAUUCUGCCUAAUUUAAAUCAACCAGCUGUACGUGCAUUACGUGUAUUACGACCACUUAAAUUAGUAACUGGUUUUGAAAGUUUACAAAUUGUACUCAAAUCUAUCAUUAGAGCUAUGGCUCCAUUACUUCAAAUUAGUUUAUUAGUAUUAUUUGCUAUAAUUAUAUUUGCAAUAAUUGGCUUGGAAUUCUAUUCAGGUGGAUUUCAUAUGACAUGCUUUGAUUUAUAUAAUCCAGACUAUUUACCAAUUUCUUUACCAAAUCGACCAACAUUAGCACCAUGCAGUCUUUCAAAUGGUUCAGCAACUAGUACAGGUUCUUUACCACAUGGAGCAUUUGUAUGCCCACCAAAUUAUAUAUGUAAAGGUUAUUGGGAAGGACCAAAUUAUGGCAUAACUAGUUUUGAUAAUAUUGGUUAUGCUAUGCUUACUGUAUUUCAAUGUAUCACUAUGGAAGGUUGGACAGAAAUAAUGUAUUCAACAAAUGAUGCAUUUGGUGAUCGUUUCAAUUAUCUAUAUUUUGUUCCACUUAUAAUACUCGGAUCAUUUUUUAUGUUAAAUCUAGUACUUGGUGUACUAAGUGGUGAAUUCGCCAAAGAAAGAGAACGUGUAGAAAAACGUCGUGCAUUUUUAAAAUUACGUCGACAACAACAAACUGAAAAAGAAUUUAGUGGAUAUAUGGAUUGGAUUCAAAAAGCUGAAGAGGUAAUUUUGGCUGAAGAUACUACUACAGCAGAUGAACGAAUGCGUAUUAUAUCAGCUCGUCGAAGAGCGGCUAAACAACGACUUAAACAAACUGGUAAAGAUGCGUCAUUCAAUGAUUCGAAUUUUGAGGAUUCUGUAUUAUUCGCAGAAUCUAAAUCACAUUCAUCUUAUGGCGAUUUACUAAAACGUCGAAAAGAAAGAUGUCAGGGAUGUUGGAGAAGAGAAAAACGAAUUCGGUAUGCUAUAAGGAGAAUGGUAAAAAGUCAACCAUUUUAUUGGGUUGUAAUUAUACUUGUAUUUUUGAAUACCGUAUGCGGUGCUAUUGAACAUCAUGGUCAACCAGUAUGGCUUUCCACAUUUUUAUAUUAUGCAGAAUUUGUUUUUCUCGGUUUAUUUAUCAUUGAAAUGUUAUUGAAAGUAUAUGGAUUGAAUAUACGAAUCUACUUUGAAUCUUCAUUCAAUAUCUUUGACUGUGUGGUCAUUAUAGGAAGUUUAUUUGAAAUCAUUUGGGGAUUCUUUCAUCCUGAUGCAUCAUUUGGUAUCAGUGUUUUACGUGCAUUGAGACUUUUACGAAUUUUCAAAGUAACCAGGUAUUGGGCUUCAUUACGUAAUUUGGUACUUUCAUUAUUGAAUUCAAUGAGAAGUAUUAUUUCGUUAUUAUUCCUAUUAUUUCUCUUCAUUCUAAUAUUUGCAUUACUUGGAAUGCAAUUAUUUGGCGGAGAUUUUAAUUUUGAUGAAGGAAGACCAACACAAAAUUUUGAUACUUUUGUUAAAGCUUUACUAACUGUAUUUCAAAUAUUAACUGGUGAAGACUGGAAUACAGUUAUGUAUAAUGGGAUAAGAGCACAAGGUGGUGUUACUAGUGGUGGUGCAAUUUACAGUGUAUAUUUUGUUUUAGUUAUGGUAUUUGGAAAUUAUACACUAUUAAAUGUAUUUCUUGCUAUUGCUGUGGAUAAUUUGGCAAAUGCUCAAGAAUUGACCGAAGCUGAAGAAGAACAGGCCAAAUUACAAGAAGAAAGUCAUUUAGCUGAAGAAGCAGCUGAAAUGCGAUCCGCUACCGAUGCCAAAAAUAAUUCUAACAAUAAUAAUAAUAAUAAUAACAAUAAUGGCGAUGUCAAAAAUACACAAACAGGAAAAUUGGUGAAUAAUUAUCAUAAAUCUAAUCUUCAUGAUACAGAGAAUAGUUCAAAUACAAUACAAGGAAAUACAAAUGAAAUGAAUAAAAAUAGAACCGGUGUACAAAACGACAAUUUCAUGUUUCGUCACAUGACCAAUUUAAAUUUUACAUCGCUUGAAAGUGAUGAUACAGCAAGAUUACAAGGUUCUAUACAAAUUCAAGGAAAACCUGUUCUACCGUAUAGUUCAAUGUUUAUUUUUGCACCAACUAAUGCAAUACGACGGUUUUGUCAUUUCGUAGUCAAUUUACGCUAUUUUGAUUUAUUUAUCAUGAUUGUAAUUUGUGCAAGUAGUAUUGCUUUAGCCGCUGAAGAUCCAAUCUCUGAACAGUCAAAACGUAAUACAAUAUUAGAACAUUUUGAUUACGCAUUUACUGGUGUAUUCACAAUUGAAUUAAUUUUAAAAGUGAUUGAUUUAGGUGUUGUAUUACAUCCUGGUUCAUAUUUUCGUGAUACAUGGAAUAUUCUUGAUGCUAUAGUUGUAUUUUUCGCUUUAGUAGCAUUUGUAGUAAGAUCAGCUACCUCGUUAGGACGAAUUGGUACAAGUACAUCAGCAAAGAAUUUAAAUACUAUAAAGUCGUUACGUGUACUACGUGUUCUUAGACCAUUGAAAACAAUCAAUCGUGUGCCAAAAUUAAAAGCUGUAUUUGAUUGUGUAAUCAGUUCACUUAAAAAUGUUUUCAAUAUUUUAAUCGUCUAUUGGCUUUUUCAAUUCAUUUUCGCCGUCAUUGCUGUUCAAUUAUUUCAGGGAAAAUUUUUCUAUUGUAAUGAUGUUUCUAAAAUGACAAGAGAUGAUUGUCAGGGCCAGUUUAUUGACUAUAAUGAUCGGGGUGAUCCAUUCCUUCAGAAUCGCACAUGGCGUACACGCGACUUUAAUUAUGAUAAUGUAAUUCAUGCAAUACUUACACUAUUCACAGUGACAACUGGUGAGGGGUGGCCAGCAGUACUUAGGAAUUCUAUUGAUUCAACAGUUGCUGAUCGUGGUCCAUCACCAGAUUUUCGUCAAGAAAUGGCUAUUUUCUAUGUGGUCUUCUUUAUUGUAUUUCCAUUCUUUUUUGUAAAUAUUUUUGUGGCACUUAUUAUUAUUACUUUUCAAAAUCAAGGUGAAAAUGAGCUAAUUGAAUUAGAUUUAGAUAAAAAUCAAAAACGUUGUAUUGAUUUUGCUAUUAAUGCUCGACCAUUAUGUCGGUAUAUGCCAAAAGAUAAACAUUCAUUGAAAUAUCGAGUAUGGCGUCUUGUUGUCUCGACACCAUUUGAAUAUUACAUCAUGGUUAUGAUUGCAAUUAAUACUUUAAUUUUAAUGAUGAAGUAUCAUCGUCAAGAACAAAAGACGUAUUUUACUGCUUCCGUUGAUACUGAACAACAAGCCUAUCAUAACUAUUGUAAUACAUUAUUGUAUUUCAAUUCUGCUUUCACUGUCAUGUUCUCUGUGGAAUGUAUGCUGAAAAUAAUGGCUUUUGGACCAAAAAAUUAUUUCCGUGAUCGUUGGAAUAUUUUUGAUUUUAUUACAGUUAUAGGAAGUAUUACUGAUGUAUUAGUUUCUGAAUUACAAGAAUCAGCAUUUUUGAGUUUAGGAUUUCUACGUCUUUUUCGUGCAGCACGUUUAAUUAAAUUAUUACGUCAGGGUUAUAGUAUACGUAUUAUUUUAUGGACAUUUAUUCAAUCAAUUAAAGCAUUACCAUAUGUUUGUUUACUGAUUACAAUGUUAUUUUUUAUCUACUGUAUUGUUGGUAUGCAGGUUUUUGGUAAUAUUAAAACAGAUCCACAUUCUCAAUUAAAUAAUCAUAAUAAUUUCCAAACAUUUGGAGAUGGAAUACUUUUACUAUUUAGAUGUGCAACUGGUGAAAAUUGGCAAGAAAUUAUGCUUGAUUGUGCAGCUGGUAAAGAAUGUGAAGGUUCUGGUGAAUCAUGUGGAAGCUCAUAUACAUAUUUAUAUUUUUCAACAUUCAAUUUUUUAUGCUCAUUUAUCAUGUUAAAUUUAUUUGUAGCUGUUAUUAUGGAUAAUUUUGAUUAUUUAACUAGAGAUUCUUCUAUAUUGGGUCCACAUCAUUUAGAUGAAUUUGUUCGUGUUUGGGCUGAAUAUGAUCCAGGUGCUACAGGUCUUAUUCAUCAUCGUGAUGUAUAUGAAAUGCUUAGAAACAUGGAACCACCAGUUGGAUUUGGUAAAAAUUGUCCAUAUCGUUUAGCUUAUCGAAAAUUAAUUCGAAUGAAUAUGCCAGUAGAUGAAAAUGGUUGUGUUAAUUUCACAACUACACUAUUAGCUUUAAUACGUGAAUCAUUAGGCAUUAAAACGGGACCAACUGAAAUAAUGGAUCAACGUGAUAUGGAAUUAAAAGAAACUAUUUGUAAAUUAUGGCCUGUUCAUGGAAAGAAAAUGCUUAAUUUGCUUGUACCUCCAGAUUCAGAGCUUGUCUAUCACAAAAUGACUGUUGGUAAAAUAUAUGCAAGUUAUCUUAUGAUUGAAAAUUGGAGAGCAACACGAGCCUUUCAUGGUAAAGGUGGAACUUCUAAAUCUGCUAGUAUAUUGGCACGAUUCUUUGGUGCAGUAAAACAAAAUGCUCAUCAUCCAAAUGUUAAUUCUGAAACGGAAGAUGAAAGAGGAAGCCCCGAACUCAGUGAAUUCUCAGAGAAAACAACAUCUGAAAAUAAGAAUCGAAGAAAAAGUAGAAAUUCAACUUCAGAUCCCAAUGAUCCUAAUCGUCUUCUUACUCCACGAGGAUCAGAAUUCACAGAACAACAUAUAUAUCCAGCCAGUAGUAGCCAAUUCAAAAAACAAUCUAGAAUGAAUGAAAUUGAUCAAACAAUAUCUAGUAAUAAAUCACAAUAUCUUAUUCAUGAUGAAAAUAAAACAACAACUGAUCAAUAUCAAAAACAUCCGACUUAUUGUGCUAGAAAUAAAAGAGAACUAGCAUUUUCUGAUCGUAAUUCAAGAUGUUAUCAACGUCAUUCUACGUAUUUAAGAGAUAAUACUUAUCAUGAAAUACCUGAAGACUUUGAAGAAACUGACAAAAUAAGUGAAAGUACCGAAGAACUUUCAAAAAUCAAAUAUCAGGGUCGUCUACCAGUGACUAGUUCAUCAGGAGGUUAUUAUGAAGAUCAACAUGAUCAGUAUUUUGACAAAUCAGAUCAUCCUCAACUAGUGCGUAAAAAUAUUGAUGAACUUUAUAAUACUGAUGAAAUAAAAUACGUACCAUACGGAAUUCCACAUGCCAAAUCAUUUUCUCAAAAGCCGUUAAUGUCGACCAGAGAGUAUAGUGUUCAUUUGUCUCCAAGUAGUGAUAUGAGAAGAACUGAUGACAUUAUAACUGAUGAGCAUCAGUGUUUAGAAAAUGUGACUCCUAAAUAUAAUGUAGAUUUUGUCAAGGAUGAAAGUGAAACACCGUACUAUCAGUUACGUGAUAUGAAUCCUCCUGAUUUUUACAACUCAUCAUAUACGGAUACCAAAACAGCCGGACAGAAACGUCCUUUGCAGCUUCCUCAUCAACAUUCAAUUCCUAUUUUCACAAAACAAAGAGACAUUAGAGGUGAACCAUUAUGGGGAUUAAGAAAUAUGCCACAUUUAACACGAAGUCCUAGUGUCGAAUAUACUUCAAAGUAUUCAACUUGUCAACAGUUGUUGAGGCGGCAACCAUAUGGUUAUGAGACCCCACCAAUUAAAAAUAGAUCUAAUCUUUAUCCGAAUCCCUGUAGUUCAAUAUUUUAUCCUAUUCCACCCCCAUCAGGUCCACACAUAUCAAAUCUCAAAGCUCAUAGAUCGUUUGACACUAAUGAAAGCUUAGAAAUAUUUCCAUAUGAAUUCACGUCCAACAUGCAUUUUCAACCGGUGCCUCCACCGACAAAUUAUAACUGGGAGGCAAAGUAUGCUGAUAAAUUGUACAGUCAUCAAAUAAAUGAAGAAUCAAUUGGUAAAAGUACAAAUAUAGGUAUUGAUCAACCUACAAAUUUUGCAUCCACUUCACAUUUUGAUGAUUUUAAAUUAAAGAAAUCUUCUAUGCAUUUUCUUACACCACAAUUAAAAAGACAUUGUAUACCGCAUACUAUUACAACACAAAUUAAAAGACCUAAAAGACAAAUUCAUGCAACUGUAAUAAAUUUUAAUAAUAAUCCUACUAUAUUUGAAUGUAAUACUACUACCACAAAUAUAAUCAGUACUACAAAUAAUACUUGUACAAAUGUUAUUUAUACAAGACCAUAUGAAUUAUCAUCAAAUAUUCCAUCUUUACCUUCUGCUGACUUUCAUGAUCUACAACAUAAACUAACUGAUUCUUCUUUUUCUUCUUCUUUAUUUCCUCAUUAUUACAAUUAUACACCAAAAACAGAUUAUCAUCCAAUACAAUAUGAUGAAAAAUCAAUAUUGAAUCAACCAGAAAAUUCAUCAUCAUGUUCCAAUGAUGACGAUAAUGUGAUUUAA